Molecule: messenger RNA, 518 nt
Organism: Staurois parvus
Lineage: Eukaryota; Metazoa; Chordata; Amphibia; Anura; Ranidae
Source: the annotation of a GenBank genome assembly
CACCAUAUACACUAUAUUGCCAAAAGUAUUGGGAUACCCUCCAAAUCAUUGGUUUCAGGUGUUCCAAUCACUUCCAUGGCCAGAGCUGCAUGCAAACUGCUUCUACAAACAUUUGUGAAAGUAUGUGUCACUCUGUGGAGCUCAGUGAAUUCAAGCACUGUACUGUGAUAGAUUGCCACCUGUGCAAUAAGUCCAUCUCUGAAAUUUCCUUGCUACUAAAUAUUCCACUGUCAACUGUUAGUGGUAUUAUAACAAAGUGGAAGCAACUGGGAACAGCCAACUCAGCCACGAAAAAUGACAGAGCGGGGUAAGUGCAUGCUGAAGCGUACAGUGUGCAGAAGUUGCCAACUGUCUGCAGAGUCAAUACUUAAGACCUCCAAACUUCAUGUUGCCUUCAAAUUAGCACAACAACAGUGCGUAGAGAUUCAUGGAAUGGGUUUCCAUGGCUGAGCAGCUGCAUCCAAGCCUUACAUCACCAAGUGCAAUGCAAAGUGUCAGAUGCAAAUUUUUAAAGCAAG